CCUCACCUUGUGCGCUUGUUGGUGUGUGAGCUUACCAUUCUUAGGGAACAGCUGAUUUUCUUCGCGUAUGCAAACAGAUCGCUGUUAAGCGACCCAGUCAAUCAUAUUUAUUUCCAUCGGUUUCCUUGGCUUAGUGGCACUUUAAGCUCACCGUAUUGUCCAACUCACCAACGCUUUUUUGAAGAUAUUGAGAAUUAUUCACGGAUCAGUUACUGUAGCACACGUAUGCAGAAAUGAUGCGAUAGUUUUCUACAUGAAACAGUCGCACACCGCCGCCGUAGCCAAGGCACUUCCAACGAGACUGUGAAAACAUGAAACGAGCCCUCCUGAACUUUCCGUCCAUUCCAUGCGACUUGCUGGACUCCAACAAGAAAGAGGAUUUUGUGCCGAUCCUCCAAGAAAGUAUUCCCGUCAACAUUGUACCUAACGGACGCACGCCGCCUAUCUACGUGAUAGGAGAAAAUGGCAAGACUACCACCAAAAUUAGCCCUCAUCCUCACAUACCACCGUCUAAGGGGCCCUUGAAAUCGAGACUGUCUUGCGACUUCAUGGACACGGGGAUUUUGCCGAACGCCUCUCCACUACCACCUCACGGGUCAUCGACAGUCAGUGGAAACAGCGGCCAUUAUGCCGGCGUUGAAGAGACCAGCGGUUGGAGUCGGUUUAAGCUACUUUUGUGGAAGAACUGGGUGGUCCAGAAGCGACACAAGAUCCAAACACUAGUUGAGAUUGCCUUACCCGUUUUCUUCGCCUCAUUGCUGGUCAUCAUUCGUGAUUUGGCUCCGGCCGAUGUCUUCCAAAAUGCUACCGUCUACCCGGCCUACCGUCUGAGUCAGAAUCUACCAGAUAUACCAUCAGGCUCGAUUGCCAACAUGCCGUUGCCGACUGUUGGAUCGAAGAUAAACUUGGACAACAUAUCUGCUUUGGAAACACUGAGUUCCCCUUCGUCAAUCAUGAUGUCGACUUUCAGCUUCGAUCCGUCAUUGAACUUUGAUCCGUUUGGCUUGCUACCACCACGCAAAUGGCCCGUCGCUUGGGCGCCCAACAACACAGUCGUUCGCAACGUUAUGGAAAGACUGGCCAGGCGAUCCAAUCUGCGCGUCAGUAAUUACGGAUUCGCUACAGAAGAAGAAAUGGAAGCCUUUAUCAUGAAAAACUAUAAUGCUGGUUUGGGAGUCAAAUCUUCUGUUGAUUUCCUUGGAGGAAUAGUGUUCACCAAUUCUUUCCCCAAGGAUGAUACUUUCCCUAAAGACAUCCAGUUCAAAAUUCGAAUGAAAGGCUCUCCACGAGUAAUGAACAACGACCGCAGCCCGUGGUCACCAGUUGAAACUUGGAUGACCGACUACCAGUUCCCGAUUUUUCAAUUACCUGGACCUAGAUUCAAAAAUCGUACUGAAGGAGGCAAUCCCGGUUACUACAAAGAGGGCUUCCUGACGUUGCAAGAUGGUGUCAGUCGUGUCCUCAUUGAAAUGCUUUCCGGUAAAAGUACCAAUGACAUUGACAUUGAAAUGAGGCGAUUCCCUUAUCCAACUUACGCCGAUGACAAGUUUCUGGUGGCCCUUCAAGGAUGGCUUCCACUAAUCAUUAUGCUCAGCUUCAUUUAUCCGGCACUUAAUAUUGUCAAGAGUAUUGUCCAUGAAAAGGAAAGACGGCUCAAGGAAUCGAUGAAAAUGAUGGGGCUUCCCAACUGGUUGCAUUGGACAGCCUGGUUUGUCAAAUCUUUAGCCUUUAUCCUCAUUACCAUCAUUCUGAUUACUGCCCUGUUAAAGGCUCGCUGGUAUGGAGGGUCAACACUCGCAGUCCUGGAGAAAUCGGACGGAACCCUGUUCUUCUUUUUCCUGCUCGUCUUCGCCAUCACAAGCAUUUCGUUUUGCUUCCUUAUGACCGUCUUCUUCUCUAAAGCAAAUUCGGCCGCAACUGGAGCCGGUAUCAUCUGGUUCGUCACAUACUCUCCCUUCUUCUUCCUGCAAUUGCGCUACGCCACACUGACUCGUACCGACAAAUUGAUUUCCUGUCUGUUUUCGAACACGGCAAUGGCCUUCGCCUCACAACUCAUGUCCAUGUUCGAAGGCUCUAGCGAAGGCAUCCAAUGGCAGAAUAUAAACAGAGGCGUUUCGCCUGACGACGACUUCACGUUCGGUGAUGUCCUCGUCAUGCUCGCCAUCGACGCGGUUAUCUAUCUUCUUUUGGCGCUAUACAUAGAAGCCGUGUUUCCCGGUGAAUUUGGUGUCCCUCAACCUUGGUACUUCCCAUUCACGCGGGAUUAUUGGUGCGGUAGUUCCGUAGCCGCUCAGGAUAUUACACUUACCGGUGCUGAGCGAACGGCCCGUAACGCCGAGUACAUUGAAGAGGAACCGAUCGGACUUCGUGCUGGCAUCCAAAUCAAAGGACUCGCAAAAGAAUAUCAUAAAGGAAAAUUGGCUGUCAAUAACAUUCACCUAAAUAUGUAUGAAAGCCAAAUCACUGCUCUUCUCGGUCACAAUGGCGCCGGCAAAUCUACGACAAUGUCGAUGCUGACGGGCCUUUUCCCGCCCACCACAGGAACGGCUCUCGUCAACGGCUUUGACAUUCGCAAAGACAUUCAAAGCGUUCGAGGCAGCCUUGGCUUGUGUCCGCAACAUGACAUCCUCUUUGACGAACUGACGGUCGAAGAACAUUUGGACUUUUUCUGUAAACUGAAAGGCUAUCCGUCUCACCUAGUCAGGGCCGAGACUGAUCGCAUGGUGAAAGCUUUGCAAUUAGAAAACAAACGCCGGGCCAUGUCCUCUACCCUUUCUGGUGGCAUGAAACGGAAGCUUUCCGUUGGCAUUGCCCUUUGCGGCGAAUCCAAGGUUGUCAUGUUAGAUGAGCCGACUUCCGGUAUGGACCCAUCCGCACGUCGGUCAACGUGGGAUCUAUUACAAUCGGAAAAGGUAGGCAGGACCAUCCUGCUUACUACUCAUUUUAUGGAAGAAGCUGACCUGUUGGGAGAUCGGAUAGCUAUCAUGGCUAGCGGACAGAUCCAAUGUUGUGGUUCAUCCUUGUUUCUCAAGAAGAAAUAUGGUGCCGGUUACCAUUUGGUGAUUGUCAAAGAAAGCUGCUGCGAAGUCCAACGCAUCACGGAACUUAUCCGUAAAUCUAUUCCCGAAGUCUCCAUCAAUCAGAACGUCGGCGCGGAAUUGACCUACCUACUACCCAGCGACAAGUCACAUCUAUUCCAGCAAAUAUUCGAAGAGUUAGAACAAAACCGGCGAGCUUUAGGCAUCUCCAGCUAUGGCGCUUCUGUCACCACCAUGGAAGAGGUAUUCAUCCGUGUGGGUGAAAUCAACGCUGGACACCAUGAAAUCGAAAGACAAAAUACCAAUCGCGAAGAUACGUUAGUCAACCUCAACUCGGCCUCGUCGACACAAAGUCUACUGCAAGAGGGUGCCAACGGCGAUCUUCGUAACAAGGGCUUCAAUUUGUUCUUGCAGCAAUUUAGAGCCAUGCUAAAUAAGAAAUUGCUGUACACCGUUCGAAAUUGGCUACUUUUCACGGCGCAGCUUUUGAUACCCGUGGCCUUCCUUGCCAUUAGUUUGGUUGUGGUACAAACAGUUCCAGGCGUCACCAACUCCAAGUCCCUGUCCAUCCGCUUAGAGAACUACUUGUCGACCAAUACCCUGGUAGAGUUGGCCACGCCUGAUAAUAUCCUCGCUCGUAACUUGACGGAAAUUUACGCCGACCAGUUUGAUACCUCGGGCCACAAUAAAUACGAGCGUGUUGAUCUGCUUAACCAGAGCAUGCUAGAGUAUUAUACGGAGCGAGCAAGCAAUGACCUACCGGGCGUCAAUCUCCAUUUGUUGACGGGCGUGACCUUCCGCACACUCCCGACACGCAGGAGACAAACGGAGAAAGUGUUGGCCACCGCCUGGUUUAAUAAUCAGCCGUACCACGUGCCGCCACUUACUCUCAAUCUCAUACACAAUGCCUUACUAGUUCAUCGCACCGGCGAUUCCGAGUACCGUUUGACUGUUACUAAUCAUCCGCUUCCGUUCGACGACUUCAGCAAACUUAACAACGACGCUUCCAGCAGUUCACUUGGUUUCCAGGUUGGAUUCAACAUUUCCUUUGGAAUGGCAUUCCUCGCCGCCAGCUUCGUCAUUUUUCUAGUGAAGGAACGUGUAACGAAAGCAAAACACCUCCAAUUCGUGUCCGGCGUUCAUUUUGUGACUUUUUGGCUGGCCAACAUGACUUGGGAUUUCAUCAACUUCUUGGUGCCUUGCGCCGGCAUCCUCAUCACCUUUUUAUGCUUCAACGAAGAUGGUUUCAUCUCGUUCGAACAGCAAGGUCGCUUCGUAUUGGUUUUCGUCCUCUAUGGAUGGGCCAUGCUUCCGUUGAUGUACCUCCUCUCUUUUCUGUUCUCAAUCCCGGCCACCGGAUUCACCCGCACCACCAUGUUCAACAUCUUUACUGGUAUGGCCACGCUAAUCACGGUAGUGAUCUUGCAAAUCCCGGAGUUGCAACUGGUUGAAGUUGCCGGUGUCUUAGAUUGGAUUUUCAUGACACUACCUAACUACAGCCUUGGCAUGGCAUUCAACAAUCUAUACACUAAUUCGCGGGCUGUUGAAUACUGCACACGGCCAAUCGUUGUCUUCGCUUGCAAAACCGGUCUCCGACCUAAUCCUUGCUGCAAAAAUACUGGAAAUUGCGGCUCGUCGGCUUGCAUACAAUACAACGAGGAUCCUCUAGGCUGGGAAGGCCUGGGAAUAGGACGCAUGAUAACUUUCCUUGCAGUGGAUGGUCUCCUAUUUGUAGUUGUCCUAAUACUGAUCGAACUCCGCUUGUGGCAGAGAUUUUGCGAUUUCUGUUGCACGCUCUAUCCGGCUCCUAGCGAUGAACUUGGCUUAGCCAAUCCCGAGCAUGGAGUAGUUGUUCCUGCCGAAGACGAUGAUGUGGCACGAGAGCGUGAGCUGAUUCAAAGCAAACCUGUUACCGUUUUGCAGAAGGAAAACAAUCUUGUUAUCAAGGAUUUGGUCAAAUUUUAUGACCAAGGAUUUCGAGCAGUGGAUCGUUUAUGCUUGGGUGUUCGACGAGGCGAAUGCUUUGGAUUGCUUGGCAUUAACGGCGCCGGAAAAACAACUACCUUCAAAAUGUUGACGGGUGACAUAGGUGUAUCGAACGGUGAUGCCUAUCUUGAUGGAUUCAGCGUUUGCAAGAACAUGAAAGCGGUUCAGCGCCGUUUAGGUUACUGUCCUCAAUUCGAUGCCACUAUUGACGAAAUGACUGGCAGAGAAACGCUACGGAUGUUUGCCAACCUAAGAGGUGUCCCCGAGCGCAGUAUUGACGCUGUAAUUGAAGAUCUAACUGACAAACUUCUUCUUCGUGAACAUAUUGAUAAACAAGUCAAAGAAUUGAGCGGUGGCAACAAACGCAAAUUGAGUACUGCCGUUGCUCUCAUUGGCGACCCGCCAAUUGUUUUCUUAGACGAGCCUACCACUGGCAUGGAUCCAGUAGCGAGAAGACAGCUGUGGGACACGAUUGCCCGGGUCCGAGACAGCGGACAAGCCAUCGUUUUGACGUCACACAGUAUGGAAGAAUGUGAAGCCUUGUGCACUAGGAUCGCUAUUAUGGUGAAUGGCCAGUUCAAGUGUCUCGGUUCUUCUCAACAUUUGAAGAGCAAAUUUGGCCAGGGCUAUACGCUCAUUGCAAAGGUGCGCGCGUCACCUGAAACCACGCUUCCCAACGGUGCCUCUUCAACACAUUCAUCGAUAGACCAAGAAGAUUCCAGUCGAGGAGGAGGAGGAUCUAUUCGUUUUCGAUCUGGGAGCGCAAAGACGAUCAACAGUAAUAUCGUUUCUGCCCAAAAUCCUUUACGGGCUAUACCUGAUAUGGGACCCAUCAUGGAUUUCAUUCAGACUAGUUUUCCUGGUGCCCAACUUAAAGAUUAUCACCAAGGGCUGGUACAUUAUCAUUUACCCGAAGCAGGCCAGUCUUGGGCUCGUAUUUUCGGUCUGAUGGAGAGCGCCAAAAAUAAAUAUCAAAUUGAGGAUUACUCUGUCGGCCAAACCACUCUUGAACAAGUCUUUUUAAAUUUUGCUAAAAGUCAAGUGGGGGAGGACGUGAAUGGUCGCGGUCGAACCCAUAUGAACGUCAUUAACAACCUUAUACAUAGCUUUUGCUCCUGCUCGAAGAUGUGUUCGUGGGAGUGUGCUGUUGAUUUUGACUGAAUGGUGAAUCAGGCGCUUCGAUGUACUCGUCCACUGUGCUACUGCUGUUCUAUGCGAUGCUGAUGUAGAUCGAGAAAGUGUGCGUCGUCUCUUUUUCCACCUAAGUGCAAGGAUUUGAAUCUGGGUAUGACCGAACUGUACGUGUGUUUACUAAAGCGCGAAUGUAGCUGUCUGAGUUUUUGUGCCAAGAAAUAUUUUGCGCAAUAUGGACCUUGCUUUCAUCUAAUGUCCUUGACAGUCGGAGGCAAGUCGAGCGCAUCACUUCUGUACUACGACAAUCAAGAAAGGUUGUUAAGGCUUUGUUUACCUUCGCAUAGCCGUGUAUGGAUUAGUUCAGGACGGUGCAGUUCAAUUUAUUUCUUGUGCGGUAUGCAAGUUUUUGCCUCCUCGUGGAUUUCUCCGAGGAAAUCGAACCACUCUUCAGCGUACAUAAUUGAUUCUACGUGUGUGCAUGUGUUUGGUAUGCGUCACACACAUCUGGGAAGCAGUCCUAAAGCAAUUUCCGUCUUAAUUUAGUGAAAUAGUGUUUGUGAGAGAAGUAAAAAAUAACAGAUGAUGUGCCCGACUGCUCACAAACUUUAACCUGCAUUCGUUUGCAAGUUAUUUAUACCUAAAUUAUUUUUUAACUUAUUUGAAAGUAAGACGGGACGUUAGCUGCAGGAAGUAAAUUAACCAGCUCACUCCUAACUGUACAUCAUCACUCUAAAAAGGUCGUUUAUAUCUGGCAUAUGUAUUUGUUUUAUGCUUUCCUUUACCUAUUUUUCUAAGUUGACUUCCAAUGUAUUCUUAGCGCAUUUGAUGUCUAAACAAAUGAGUGUGACACCAUGGAAUAUUUUUUACAAUUAUUAUUUAAGGGGAAUUGACGAACGUGUAAUACAAUGUACGUUGUGACAAUCUGUUUGCUCAAA
Molecule: messenger RNA, 7093 nt
Organism: Daphnia carinata
Lineage: Eukaryota; Metazoa; Arthropoda; Branchiopoda; Diplostraca; Daphniidae
Gene: Abca3
Product: phospholipid-transporting ATPase ABCA3-like
Exons: 23
Coding region: 312-6185 (1957 amino acids)
Biological process (GO): lipid transport; transmembrane transport
Cellular component (GO): intracellular membrane-bounded organelle; membrane
Molecular function (GO): ATP binding; ABC-type transporter activity; lipid carrier activity
Source: RefSeq, a predicted model, not a curated record